Messenger RNA from Pseudo-nitzschia multistriata, 919 nucleotides. The record is from the annotation of a GenBank genome assembly. NCBI's taxonomy places the organism in Eukaryota, Bacillariophyta, Bacillariophyceae, Bacillariales, Bacillariaceae.
UUACUUCGUAAGGAAGGAUCGACCAAUACAUUUAUCGAAAGAGAAAAAUAGCAGCGAGAAGAGAGAGAAAACCAUGGCAAAUUUUGGAGACCUCGUUCUGGUUCUGGGCGAUCUUCACAUYCCCGAGAGAGCAAACGCGAUUCCAGAGAAWUUCAAAAAGUGAGUGUGCGUGGUCUUUCCUUUUUKCUUGUUGUGYAAAUUGUUCUCGCUUUUGCCAAUGCCGCUGCUGCAUUUCAGAACAAUUGCGACGGCUGAAAACGGUAUCUUUUCUCCGACUGCCGGAGCAGCGCAGUAUCUUGGAUUGCUCCGUCUCUCCUGUUCCCAUGCAUCGAAAGCUGUUCUCAGCCUCUCRCCGCUUCUGUUGCUCUGUUCCGUACCAACUUCAUCACGUGUUGUGUUCUCUCAUUUGGUUUCGUUUCGUUACCUUCCUUCUAGGAUGCUCGUCCCCAACAAGAUGCAGCACGUCAUCUGCACGGGAAACAUCGGCAUGGAACAGUAUCGSGAGCUCUGCGCGCUCGUCCCGGGCCCAAACCAUUUCCACGCCGUCAAGGGUGAUUCGGACGGGGCCGAUCUCUUCGGCCUCAACCUCCCCGAGGCCAGGGUCGUCCGGGUCGGGGRGUUUUCGAUCGGCGUCGUCCACGGYCACCAGCUGCUCCCCUCGGCGGGGUCGGGGGACGCCCGGUCCCGGAUGCGUCGGAAGCUCGGCGUCGACGUCCUGAUCACGGGUCACACCCACAGGAAUGAGGUGUUCUCAGAGGACGGGUGCUACUACAUUAAUCCGGUGGGUACCACAGCCGAAGCAGAAGCCCGCUCAAGGAGCCCCGCUCGUUGCUGGUGGAGGGAUUGUCGUGCGUUUGUGCCUUGUCGUCAAAUUUUUCUGCGUUUCUAACCUCGUGCUGAUCCGCAUCGUGCUUGCGAA